AGUUUCUAAAAGUUGCAGUAAUUUAAAGCAAGACCAAUUGCUGUAUUUUAUUCCAAGAUCAAUUUGGUUCAUAAAUGACGCAGAUAGGACAAACCAGUUGUACAAUAUUUUCUGAGGAAUUGAAUAGAAACAGACAGGACAUAACUCGGAAAUAACGCUCUGUGUCAUUUGAAAGAAAGUGCUUUUCGUCAUUUGCAAGACUCGUGUCGCAGCCGCAGUCGAUGCUGUUCGCCGCCCGCCGCCUCUGUCCGCCGCUGCUCCUCGCCGGGGCCUCCAAGAUGGCCGCGCCCAGACCCAGCUCCAACAUGGCCGCCUUCAGGGAGACACUGGCCUCGGCCAAACAUGUGGUGGUGCUCACAGGUGACCUCUGGUGACCUCCCGCUGACCGCGUCUUCAGGCGCGGGCGUGUCGGCAGAGUCCGGCGUGCCCACGUUCCGCGGCGCUGGUGGCUGGUGGCGGCGGUACCAGGCGCAGAACCUGGCCACGCCGGGCGCGUUCCGCGAGCAGCCCUCGCUCGUCUGGGAAUUCUACCACUACCGGCGCCACAACAUGGCCUCCAAGCAGCCCAACAAGGCGCACGAGGCGAUCGCGUCGCUACAGCAGCGUUGGACGGCGGCCGGCCGCCGGUGUCGCGUCAUCACACAGAACAUUGAUGGUCUGCACCAGCGCGCCGGAUCUCAGGACGUGCUCGAGCUGCACGGCACGCUGUUCAAAACACGCUGCACGCGCUGCCGGCACGUCGAGGAGAACAGGGAUGACCCCAUCUGUCCGGCGCUGGCCGGUACUGGCGCACCGGACCCGAACACUCCGAGCGCGCACAUCCCUGUGAAGGACCUGCCGCGCUGCCGGCAGCCCGGCUGCGGCGGCCUGCUGCGGCCCCACGUCGUCUGGUUCGGGGAGAACCUCGACGCAGAGGUGCUCGAUCAGGCCGAAGCCGAGCUGGAGGCGUGUGAUCUGUGUCUGGUGGUGGGCACCUCGUCCGUCGUCUACCCAGCGGCCAUGUUCGCUCCCAGCGUGGCAGAGCGAGGCGUGCCUGUGGCAGAGUUCAACCUGGAGCCCACGCCGAAAACCGCGGAGUUCGGGUUCCAUUUUACGGGUCCCUGUGGCGAGAUCUUGCCGGAGGCACUGGCGCCAUGAGGAGACGUCGGGCUCUUAUAUCCUUUGAGCCUCUCUUGGGCUGGCGACAUACAGCUAAUGUGAUAAAGCUUUGUUAGAGCUGUGUGCUUGUGUGGAUCUAAUUAAUAGCUAGUAUGAUACAGCUGUACUCCAUAGGUGAGCAAGAUUUUGUAGAACAAGAUUUUAUUUUGAACUUGUAUCGACUGAAACAGCGUAUUUUGAAGUGUAAUCGUGCAGCAUUUGACGAUAGCAUUGCUGUGUAUUUUAUGUCUUUAUGUUCGGCGAUUGGAGCUUUAUAGCGGGUAUUACGGUGAUGGCAGCGUGAUAAAUAUAUUGCCAGGAAGUCGG
Messenger RNA from Amphibalanus amphitrite, 1464 nucleotides. Its product is annotated as NAD-dependent protein deacylase-like. Lineage: Eukaryota; Metazoa; Arthropoda; Thecostraca; Balanomorpha; Balanidae. The transcript is spliced from 7 exons. Gene Ontology annotation, molecular function: protein-succinyllysine desuccinylase activity; protein-malonyllysine demalonylase activity; NAD+ binding. The record is from RefSeq and is a predicted model, not a curated record. The coding region runs from base 343 to 1137 and encodes 264 amino acids.